GUAAACUUGGUUCAUCACGCUCACAGUAUUUUAUAAAGUUUGUAGUCGCAUUAAUAGUGGCCAACUACGUCAGGACACAGGUACACGAAGUGGGUGUUGCUAGACCUGUGCUCUGACUUUCCGGGCUUUCAGGCAAUUCGCUCUUUUUGACCUCUAUCGAAAAUACUGACUAGGCUCAACACGAUGGACGAUACUCCGUUCCACCGGCUGCUGCCUGGCACGGUGUCAAUAGAAGAUGUAUCUUCGGAACAUGAGCGGCUCAUUCUCCAGCCUCAGCCAUCCCUAGACCCCGAACAGCCGCUGAAUUGGUCCAAAGCCCGCAAGGUGGUCCACUACGGCAUCGUCUGCUUCUACGCCCUCAUGACCUUUGUGCUUCUCGAUAUAGGCACCGUAGUCUGGUCCCCCAUGAACCUCGAACUCGGCAUCAGCUACGAAGACAUGAACUACUCCUUCGCCUCGUGCUGCGCCGGCAUCGCCGUCGGCUGCAUAUUUUUCGUGCCCCUAGCCGUCAAUUACGGCCGCCGCCCCGUCUACAUCGUCAGCACCGCUAUCCAGCUCGCCACGGGGAUAUGGCAGGCCAAGGUAAACACGGGACCCGAACUCAUCACCGUCAAUGUUGUGAGUGGUGCCGCCGGGGCGAUCAGUGAGAGUAUCGUACAGAUAACGGUCGCGGACCUGUUUUUCGUCCACGAGCGUGCGACUAUGAACGGAGUGUAUUUGAUGAUGGUGAAUAUGGGCUCUUUCCUGGCGCCUGUUGCAGCGGGUUACGUGGCUGUGGCUAUGGGAUGGCGGUGGAUAUGGUGGUGGACGUCUAUUCUACUCGGCGUUUCUCUCCUGUUGUUCGUUUUCUUCUACGAGGAAUCCAAGUACGCCGUUAGGGUCCCUGCCCAGUUGCGCCGGCGAUCGUCAGAAACUGGCGAUGUCUAUGUUGAUGGGGAGGAUGGUGCUGUUACUUCUAGUGCUCAUGGCGACGUCAAGUCUGCGGAACCUCAAAUUUCGAAAACGACUGCGGAGUUCCCCAAGAGACCCCUUCGCGAGCGCUUUGCCUUGAUUACUCGAGAGCCUCGGGGAGCACCUUAUUUCCAGCAGAUCGUUGAGUUUCUGGAGCUUUUCGCACUGCCUCCGGUGGCGUACACGGCUUUGAUCUGGGGCUCGCUACUUGCAUGGUUCUCCGUUUUGCUAACCACUCUAUCGACUUAUUUUCCGAUCGAGCCGUACAACUUUUCAGCAUCCGCGAUUGGACUCAUGAACCUCCCACCGUUCAUCGGCAGCGUCAUCGGCCUCAUGUUCGCCCCCGUCAACGAUUGGUUGAUUCUGAAGCUGGCUAGACGCAAUGGAGGGACUUACGAGCCGGAAAUGAGGCUGUGGAUGGCGUUACCAGGAGUCUUCCUGGUUCCUACUGGUAUGUUGGUGUUUGGAUUGAGUAUGACUGAAGGCAAACCGUGGAUUAUACCCGCAAUAGGCCUCGCGAUUUUCGGGUUUGGCAUGAGUCUCCUGGGUGACGGCGUCCUCACAUACGUUCAAGAUUGCUACAGCAAGAUUAUUGGCAGUGCCCUGGUUCCCAUUGCCUUUACGAGGAAUGCGUUCGCCACUCUUAUAGUGUUCGCCUUGACACCCUGGAUCGAAUCAAUGGGACUUGAGAACAUGUUUAUCACCGCUACCAUACUUUGUCUCGUCACUCUCUCGUCAACUAUAAUGAUGAUGAUCUGGGGCAGGAGGAUGAGAGUCUGGUCUGCGGACAGGUAUGAGAGAUUUGCGGCUCGGCGGGGAUAAGUCUGAUAAAGCACUCUGCGUGUUUUUUCGGUGUAGAUUGGUGUAACGCUUGAUAUUGAAGAACUAAUAUGACAUGACUAGUAUUGGAAGUUCUUACAUUUAAUUAUACUCUUUUAUUCAUAAAUCA
This is a messenger RNA of Pseudomassariella vexata, 1900 nucleotides long. Its product is annotated as major facilitator superfamily transporter. Gene Ontology annotation, molecular function: transmembrane transporter activity. NCBI's taxonomy places the organism in Eukaryota, Fungi, Ascomycota, Sordariomycetes, Amphisphaeriales, Pseudomassariaceae. The record is from RefSeq and is a predicted model, not a curated record. Bases 184 to 1773 code for a protein of 529 amino acids. The transcript has 6 exons. Gene Ontology annotation, biological process: transmembrane transport.